Molecule: messenger RNA, 705 nt
Organism: Drosophila elegans
Lineage: Eukaryota; Metazoa; Arthropoda; Insecta; Diptera; Drosophilidae
Exons: 2
Coding region: 223-705 (160 amino acids)
Biological process (GO): endoplasmic reticulum membrane organization
Cellular component (GO): plasma membrane; endoplasmic reticulum membrane
Molecular function (GO): FFAT motif binding
Source: RefSeq, a predicted model, not a curated record
CAUUUUCUCGCUGCCAAUAAAUAUUUUCCAUAACUAGGCAGGCUGUUGACUCUUUGUAUAUUAUUUUCGGUGAAACAAAAUUUAUUAGAUUUCUCAAAAUCUUUUUGUAAAUACCAGGGUUUUUUUGUACACCCAUAAAUUUUGCCAAAUUCUAGGUAAAUUUUUAAUUUAAUUAGCUAAUCAGUUUUUCACAAGUCAACGCACCGCAAAGUUUUGAUCAAAAUGUCGGAAAAAUGUUUGGAAGUCUCACCACAUGGCACAUUAACCUUCUGCAAAGCAAACUGUAGUCAGGAAAUCAUAAUAAGAAAUGUGUCCAAAAUGUCGGUGACCUAUAAGGUGCAAAGCACAGUGUACGGUAAGUUUUCUGUGCGACCACGCUGGGGAGUCCUUAAGCCCAACGACCACUCACAUGUCCUGAUAACCAUGUGCAAGGAUGCGGAGCUCUCAAAAAAGGGCCGCGACAAGAUAGUGGUCGUCUGCAUGGCGGCGCCCAUCAAUGCCGUGGACUUCGACAUGACCUCCUCCUUCUGGCGCCGCAAUAUCUGUUACGAUCCGAAUAUCGAGAAGCAUCAGUUAACCUGCCAUCAAAUGGAUGGGGCAGGCGAGGGCGGCAACAAGGACCCGGAGAAGGACGAUCUAAGGACUCGCAGGGGAGUGUUCUCCUCGCUUUCCAGUGUUCGUACGCCGAGCAAGUACUGGCGGUAG